Mya arenaria is the source of this 10234-nucleotide messenger RNA. RefSeq names its product protein MON2 homolog. Lineage: Eukaryota; Metazoa; Mollusca; Bivalvia; Myida; Myidae. The record is from RefSeq and is a predicted model, not a curated record. The transcript is spliced from 36 exons. The coding region runs from base 227 to 5374 and encodes 1715 amino acids.
GUUUGACUUAUUCGUUGUAGUAAUCGGCUACGUCGAAACGUCAAAAAUUUCACGUCGUUCUAUGUUAUUUUUAACGUUGUACUUGUUUUCUACACUGUUUGUACAGAUAUAUAAUUCUGGGCCAAUAUAUAACAUACAAAUUACUUCGAGGUAUGUCCAGUACACUGGCUUAGCCUCUUGUACAUUCAAAUUUUCCCUGGAAAAGCAUUUAUCGUAAAUCAUCACCAUGGCUACUGCUGGCAAUAUGAAGGAUCCUGCAGUCGCCAAGAAACUGUUUGAGAAUCUACAGAGUGACCUGAGGCUGCUGUCUACAGAAGGAAAGAGGAAAUAUCCAAAUGUGAAAGAGGCUUCGGAAAAAGUUCAGUUGAAGCUCAGAACCAUAUCUGCAAAAGGGGACGCCUUGAUUACAGGUCUGGUAUCAUCCAGUGCGGAGAUUUUACAUCCAUUUGUGCUGGGGUGUGAGACAAAGAACGUGAAGCUCAUUCCGAUAUGUCUGACUGCCGUCCAGAGGAUGAUCUCACAUGAAGCAAUCUCCAUAACAGCAGCAGAUGAGGUGUUGACAAUGCUGUGGGGUUUAAUGGAGGCAGGGCUAGAGGAACUGAAGCUACUACAGACAGCCAUACUGCUUAUCACCACAAAUUUUGUGGUUCAACAUGAGUCAUUGUCAAAGGCAAUGGUGUUAUGUCUACGUCUACACUUCACGAAAGACAGCACCACCAACAAUACAGCAGCGGCGGCCAUCAAACACCUUGUCAGCAUCGUGUUUGAACGGGUCAUUGCCGAGGAUAAAUUACAACCACAGGACACAUCAAUCAAAAUAUCUGAAGAGGAACUGAAGAAAGGUUCCAGCAAUGCUCCCCACUCUUUGAGGCCCUGUGCAGGGGAUGCUUACUUGCUUUUUCAGGAUCUUUGUCAGCUGGUAAACGCUGAUCAGCCUUACUGGCUGCAGGGAAUGACGGAGAUGACCCGCACAUUCGGGCUCGAGUUGUUGGAAUCAGUUCUUACUGCCUUCCCAUCAAUAUUCUCAAAGCAUCCAGAGUUCAGUUUCCUGCUGAAGGAGCGUAUAUGCCCGCUUGUGAUCAGGCUGUUUUCCCCAAGCCUCAAGUAUCGCCAGGGUGUGCCAACCCCUCCAUCCCCCACCGCCCUCGAUAAUCGACCAUUCUUCCCGAUCGUGAUGAGGCUCCUGCGAAUCGUGUCGUCCCUCAUACAGUACUACUAUGGUCUACUGAUGACAGAGUGUGAGAUAUUCCUAUCACUGCUGGUGAAGUUUCUAGAGCCGGAGAAACCCAUGUGGCAGAGAUGUUUGGCCCUGGAAGUCCUGCAUAAGCUAUUUGUACAGGCUGAGCUUGUCAGGUCUUUCUGCCUGAGUUACGACAUGAAGCCACAUUCCACGAAGAUAUUCCGUGACAUGGUGAAUGGAAUAGGGGCUUUUAUCCAGUCACAGUUCAUGAACCAGCCCGGUGGACAAGCAGCGCAAAGUCUAAAACAGGCAGAUAUCCAAGGCAGUCCCCCAGCUCUGGUAGCUGGCAUGCCUGUGGGUAGCGGGAUAUCUCCCCAGCCGGCCUUCAUGUAUAGAGGGGUGUGGAUUCCCCUAGUGUUGGUCAUACCCCAGGGGCAGACCAGGCCUACAUUCCCAAAUAUAAGUGGCAACCUACCGAAAGAUGCAUUUACAUUUGUAAUGUCCCAAGAGCGGUAUAGCCUUGAAAUGUUAGACAAAGUUGAACCCCCCGUUGUACCAGAUGGGUAUGGCCUAUCUCUGGGUUUCUACUGCUUGGUGGAAGCGGUCCGAACCAUUCAGGUCAUAGUAGAGGGGGAGAAAGCUGAUGGUGCGAAAACAGCAGAAGACAGGAGUAAACAACUUGCAGACGCUGAAAAACAGAAAAAAAAUGAGGCAGACAGUGAUAAAAAGGAUAAAGAAUCUGAUGAACGGCAUCUUCAUGAAGAGCUAGUAAAUUCCUCCUGGUGUGGCAUGCUGGCUGCUCUAGCUCUACUGUUGGAUGCUAGCACUGACGAGAGUGCCACAGAGUCCGUACUUAAGUGCCAAGAGGCGUUCAUCAGCCUGUGUGGUCGACUAGAAAUGACAACCCCACGAGACGCAUUUAUUACGUCUAUCUGCAAAGGUUCACUUCCCCCACACUACGCUCUUACUGUGCUCAAUACACAGGGAGGUCUGCCUCAGAAAGGUCACAUACGGUCACCAAGCCAAGACCUCCAAUCCUCUCCCUUCGCAGAAACAACAGAUAGAAGCCAAGUUGUAGCUGUUGGAACAGCUCUUCCCACUUCUGCUCUGCCUGUGGGAGCCCAUCAGGGGCCUGUCAUGUUGACGGCCAAGAAUAUUCAAUGUAUGCGUUCGUUGUUGUGUGUUGCCCACUGUCACGGGGGAAUUCUGGGGUCGGCAUGGCAUCUGGUUCUUACAACACUGCAGCACCUAGUCUGGAUUCUAGGUUUGAAGCCAUCCAGUGGGGGCAGCCUUAGAGCCAGUCAGCCAGACUCCUCUGGUGCAGUUAUAACAACAGCUGUAAUGACAGAGUUGCCUGUUUUGUCCUCAAUGCUUUCAAGGCUGUUUGAAUCAUCACAGUACCUAAAUGAUGUAGCCCUACACCACCUUAUAGAUGCUCUAUGUAAAUUGUCAACAGAGUCAAUGGAACUAGCGUACUCCAAUAGAGAACCCUCUCUGUUUGCCGUUGCCAAGUUGCUGGAGACCGGGUUGGUGAAUUUGUCACGUGUUGAUAUUCUGUGGAGACCAGUCACUGCACAUCUUUUAGAGGUCACCCAGCACCCCCAUCAUGGCCUCAGGAACUGGGGAGCAGAGGCCAUUACACAUCUAGUGCAGUCAGCCCUUGACUACAAGUAUGAUCCACCCCUGCACGAAACCCUGAAGCUACAAGCCAGCAUCCUAGCACCACUCCAAGACCUGUCAACAAUCACACAGCCAGACAUUCGGCAAAAACAGCUGCAGUGUGUGUUCCAGAUUCUCCAUGACAACGGCGACACCUUGAACCAUGGCUGGCCACUCAUACUGGGCGUCAUUGGGGCAGUCACCAAUGACCAGGGGGAAAAGCUGGUACAAACCGCGUUCCAGAGUCUACAGUUGGUUGUCACGGAUUUUCUUCCCAUAAUUCCCUGUUGUUACCUGGAAGAUGUGGUUGACGUCGCCGCAAAGUUUGGACUUCAGAAACAGGAGUUGAACGUCAGCCUGACAGCCAUUGGACUGCUGUGGAAUAUCUCUGACUACUUCUACCAGAAUAGAGAGAGAAUCAAGGCUGACCUUAACAAGACGCCUUCCAAAGGUGAGGUCAAGGUCACUGAAAGGUCAGAUGACAUGUCAGCGUUUGACGCUCUAUGGAUGUGUCUGUUUACGCGACUAGGUGACCUGUGCGUUGAUGCGAGGCCGGCAGUGAGGAAAAGUGCAGGACAGACACUGUUCUCAACCAUUUCAACACAUGGCGGUCUUUUGCAACAGUCUUCAUGGAAAAACGUUUUAUGGAAGGUGCUGUUCCCUCUACUUGACAAUGUUAAAAAAUUGUCGAGCGCCGCACCAAACACAAAAGACACGUUGACACAGGGAAACAUUCUGAUUCACCAUUCCCGAGACACCGCUGAAAAGCAAUGGGCGGAAACAAGAGUGCUAACUCUUGCAGGAGUUGCUCGAACCUUUACGGCACAGAGGAAAAUACUGCAAAGCUUUUACCAGGAGUUCCCUCAUGCCUGGGCCUUGCUGUUAGACCACAUUGAGGGUGCUGCCCUGUGCCAAAAUGCUGAAAUCUCCAUUGCUGCAAUAAAAAGUUUCCAAGAAAUGCUGUUAAUCCAAAAAGAUGAAGUUUCUUACGCGCUACCUUCUAUUCCGGUAAAACCCCCUACUGCAGAAUCUAUAAAUAGAACUGGGGAAUCCCCUCCAGUGGAGGACUCUAGUAAAAACCAAAACGAAGCUGAGGAGAUCACAGGAAAUGAAUAUGACAUUGCAUUGUGGUCUGCCGCUUGGAAAGUGUGGCUAAAUAUAGGUACAAAUUCAACCAAACCCCCUGAGGAUGCUAGCUCCCUGUAUGUACCCUCCCAACCAUUCUUGACUGCUUUAAUUCAGACAUUUCCCCCAUUGAUGGAGCACAUCAAAGUGCGUUUUUCGGUAUCUGACCUACAGAAGUUGUCAUCAGUGUUAAAGCGUGCGCUGACUGUGCCCGUACAUGGCGAUUCGUCGCCCUUUCUCCUGCCGUCAUUUCCAGAUGUCUCAACCACACCCUUGCAAGAAGCAACGCUACAGGCUGUGGAGGCAAUCAUUAAGACUGUGAAAGAUGGUCCAGCGACAAUGCACAACAUGUAUCCGGACAUCUUUGACCAGCUGUUGACCUACAUAGACUACGGCAUCCGUGUACCAAAGUUUGGGAAGAUUGAAACAAAGCAGUUUGGCUCAGUAAAGGGUCCAACGGUGGAUUGGGUGACAAUGAAUUUUGUGCCGUUUGCUGAGCGAUGUAUGGAGCUUGCCGUGGAUAUGUACUGCGCCACCGCCUCCCAUACAACUGUUAUACAAAAUCACGUCCAACAGAACAUCAUUAAGACGCUACGCCAGCCGUUGAGCCUCAAAUAUGGCUGUCCCUCGUCAAGUACGUGGAUGCUGGCCAUUAAUUCGCUACUCAGGGUUCUCGAGUCGGGACUGCCUGUUGCACGUAAAAAUGAGGCGAUGUUUACAUCAAUGUGGGCAGAGCUGGCAACCACAUUAGAGGAAUUCUUGUUUUCGAAGAACCCAACGCCAGCCAAUCUGUCUAUUGAGGAUUUCCAGCGAGAUGAGGCUUUGGAUUGUAAGGUAGUGCAUAUGUUGCGGGAUGACAUCCUACCAUUUGCCUCUACGGUACCACCAGAGUUCACAGAGAAAGUUAUGUCCAUCCUCAACCGAGGCUCCAUACAUUCCACAUCAUCUGACUCCUUCAUUGACACAGACUCUAGUCGCAAGCUACGGGAGGAAUUCGCAAAGACGUGCUUCGAGACACUGCUGCAGUUUUCAUACAUGAACCGAUCGAAAGCGGAAGACACCUCCAUAACAAAGCUCGCUGUGAUAUCGCUGCUCCAACGCUGUCAAGAUGUCGUCAAGAAAUAUGCAGAGGAUGAGAGACUCAGCGGGAAAUGUCCUCUACCUAGGCCCAGGCUAGCAGAGAUGGCGUCAGUUCUGAAGGCAGUGACCACACUGAUUGCAUCUCUGAAAAAGGCACCCCAGGCUAAUGUUGAAGUCGGGGUUUGGCAGCAUGUAAUAUCCCUCUACCCUCAUCUAGUGGACUGUACCACCUCACCCUCUCCUAGCGUUUGCAAGGCUCUCAGAGAUGCCCUCGCUGAGUACAAAGAUCUGCUUGCCCCACCCGCUGUAAUGAUGCAGAAUGGGAGAUAACUCUUUUCUUGGCCGAAGUGAAAACUUAUGCCAUAUGCUGGCACAGCCUGUGUUAUGGACUUUGGAAUUGAAUUACUGACAGUGAUUAAGAGUUAUGGUUCUUUGCAUUGAAUUGCUGUAAAUGAUUGAAGAGUUAUGGAUCCUGGAAUUGAAUUACUGUUAUGAAUUUAGAGUUUAUGUUCUUUGAAAAUCUUGUGUGACCUGCCUAAGUGCUGUGGAAUUGUAAAUAGCUCCAGACAUGGAACCAAAUAAUAGUUUUUGAAGGGUUAUUGUUCUUAGAUAAGAAUAGCUGUUGGAAAUUAAUUAACAAGGGUUUAGGAUGCUUCAAAUAGAAGAUAAAUCUUCUCCUGUUUUGUCACAGUGCCAGAAAUGGGGGAAAUAUUGUAUUGUGGUAAGAUAACUCAUGUUUUAUAUGGGUUAAGCAUGAUUGUAGUUUAUAAGUGGAGCUGGUUUCAAUAUUUUGUAUAUAAAGUUAAUUUAAAAAGCUUUCAUUCAUUAAAAGAAGAUAUACUGACUGUUCAAAACAAGUGCUUUUUAGUGAAAAAUGAUGUAGUGCUUAGAAAACAAGGCUGGCAUUCUAGUUAGUCGGGUUAGUGCAAGUUUGACAGAAAAAAUGUUUUUGUCAUAAGCAUGGUUUAGCAUUUUAGGACUAUUUGUGUUGUUGUACAUAUAGCAUACAUUUGUUAUAAAAGUGGACAUGUAAAUGUUUAUAUGGUACAAGAUCUGCCAAUGUUUUGUAAAUAAUUUCUGGUAAUAUUAAUGUAUCAUUUUCACUGGUCAUUUUGUUGAUGUUCUGUAAAGUUUAUUCAAAAGUUUAUGGUUGUAUUAAUAUACUAGGUAAUUAUAAUUAAAUGUGUAGUUUCUCUCAGUCUUCAUUAGAAAGAUCUCGUCCUAAAUACGGCAAAUAUUGCAGUUUUGAAUGUAGAAGUAGACCUUAUACUUGAAUUGAUCCAAAUGAUUUUUUCAAAGGACAAAAUCAGUAUUUAAUUUAUGGAAAAAAAUGAAUAACAUAUAUGAAUAUCUUAUUAAUGUUUCCUUUUAUAUUUGAUGUAAUAUGAAAAUCUAUUGAAUAACAUAUCCGAAUAAUUCCUUAUUAAUGUUUCUUUUUUAUAUCUGCUAAUUUCUUCAUGAUUAAAUAAUGUGUUUAACACAGAACAGUAACUUUACUUACAUGUAUAAAAAUGUCCUACACAAUUGUAUUACAUUACAAAAUAUAGACUUCAGUAUUUACGAAAAUAGUCAUAGAUAACAUCGUGAUUGUCAACGGGGGCUAACAAUUGUUGAAGAUAAUAUAGUACAAUGUAGGCUACACACUGUCUUAAAGGUCUUAAAGGUCAAAUGCAAGUAGCGUAAUCAUUAACACCAAACCAGUAAGGCAGAUCAACAUCUUAUCAGAGGUCAGACAGCAAAGUCACAUGUCACAUGUACUUCACUUAUUUAAUCAUUGACACAAUCAUACAAACACCAUGAGAAACAAAAUCCAAAUUUCAUAACAUAAUUUAUCAAUUGCUCUUUUCAAAAUACAACUGUCAUGUAAAGACUCUAUUUGAUGUGCUAAAUUGCUUCAUUCAGAGCUUGUUUAUCCAAAACUUUGCCUUUCAGAUUUUUGGUUUUUCAUAAAGCAGCCAACUUAUCAACUCACAAUUGUAUAAUCUCCUUUUACAAAUUUUCAAUUUGACAAUUUGUAUAAUUCCUGUUUCAAAACUAACAACAUUACAUCUAUAAGUCUGUUCAAGUAAGAAGUUGUUUGAUUUUCAAGUAAAGUUUUCAACUCAUUUUAUAUUUGACAGAAAUUUUUGAAUGCUGGAGCUUUUGUCUUAUGCUUGUUGAUAAGGGUGCUUUAAAGGUACAAAACAAAAAAAUCUUAUGAUUUAUGUACAGAUAAAAUGAUAUUAAUAGCAAUGUGGCCACAAAUUCUCCAUUUAAAAGAAGGGCCAAAAUGAGGCUAAUAUUUAUUAUCUGUAAACAUAUCAUGUUUAUUUCUGUUUUGAUCAUUCAACUCUAAUGAGUUAAGCAUAAUAAUACAUUAAAGUUAAUACAUUUCCUUUGUGCAUCUUUCCAGUAUUUCUUGUACCUUUAUGUCAAGUACUCUGCCAAAAGAGCAAUAUUUGACCCCUUAUACACGUUUGCUCCAAAUUAUGUGUAAGCUAAAUACUAUUUCAGAUAAUGUCAAUUGAUACUUUUUUUCUGAAUUUCAAAGUAUUAGUUCAUAUUUGAACUCCAAUUAGCAGAAGUGGCUCUUACAAUAGUAAAUUAUUAAAUGAUCAGUUUUCAGCAUCAUAUAAAAGAUUUGUUCAUAAAUAAUAAGCAUGAACUACCUUACACUAUGUUUUAUUAUGGACUUGAAAAAACAUGAUACAAAAUAGGUGCUGUCUUUCUAAUGUUUGCCACAGGAAUCUAUGAUGUCAUAAUCCUGCUGAUAUCACGUCUACUGUAUGUCUUAUUCUGCUUGACACAGUUCAAAUCUGUUGACGUACAAUACCAUGAAUUCUUAAACUUUGUAUUUUCAUAUUUGAUUCAGUCAAUUCAUAUUGAUGCAAUUACUGAACAUCUGUACCACUUAAAUGUUGACUUGUAUUUAUUAUGUCUCCCCCUCUCUGGGGGAGACAUAUUGUUUUUGCCCUGUCCGUCAGUCCGGUAGUCCGUCAGUCCGUCCGUACGUCACACUUCGUUUCCGAUCGAUAACUGGAAAACCGCAUGACCUAGGAUCACCAAACUUGGUAGGGAGGUUGGUCGUGAGGUGUAGAGGAUCCCUAUUGUUUUUGGGGUCACUAGGUCAAAGGUCAAGGCGACCCCCAAUAUAAAAAACAUUUCUGCUCAAAAUCUUGAGAACGGUUUGACCUAGGUUCACCAAACUUGGUAGGGAGGUUGGUCAUGAGGUGUAGAAGAUCCCUAUUGUUUUUGGGGUCACUAGGUCAAAGGUCAAGGUCGCGGCGACCCCCAAUGUAAAAAACAUUUCCGCUCAAUAUCUUGACAAUGGUUUGACCUAGGUUCACCAAACUUGGUAGGGAGGUUGGUCGUGAGGUGUAGAGGAUCCCUAUUGUUUUUGGGGUCACUAGGUCAAAGGUCAAGGUCGCGGCGACCCCCAAUAUAAAAAACAUUUCUGCUCAAAAUCUUGAGAACGGUUUGACCUAGGUUCACCAAACUUGGUAGGGAGGUUGGUCAUGAGGUGUAGAAGAUCCCUAUUGUUUUUGGGGUCACUAGGUCAAAGGUCAAGGUCGCGGCGACCCCCAAUGUAAAAAACAUUUCCGCUCAAUAUCUUGACAAUGGUUUGACCUAGGUUCACCAAACUUGGUAGGGAGGUUGGUCAUGAGGUGUAGAAGAUCCCUAUUGUUUUUGGGGUCACUAGGUCAAAGGUCAAGGUCGCGGCGACCCCCAAUGUAAAAAACAUUUCCGCUCAAUAUCUUGAGAAUGGUUUGACCUAGGUUCACCAAACUUGGUAGGGAGGUUGGUCGUGAGGUGUAGAGGAUCCCUAUUGUUUUUGGGGUCACUAGGUCAAAGGUCAAGGUCGCGGCGACCCCCAAUAUAAAAAACAUUUCUGCUCAAAAUCUUGAGAACGGUUUGACCUAGGUUCACCAAACUUGGUAGGGAGGUUGGUCAUGAGGUGUAGAAGAUCCCUAUUGUUUUUGUGGUCACUAGGUCAAAGGUCAAGGUCGCGGCGACCCCCAAUGUAAAAAACAUUUCCGCUCAAUAUCUUGAGAAUGGUUUGACCUAGGUUCACCAAACUUGGUAGGGAGGUUGAUCAUGAGGUUUAGAAAACUCCUAUAUUUUGGGGGGUCACAAGGUCAAAGGUCAACGUCGCUGUGACCUCUAAUGUCAAAAAAUAUUUCCGUGCAAUAUCAGGAGAAUGCUUUGAUCUAGGUUCACCAAACUUUGAAGUGAGGUUGGUCAUGAUGUCUAGUUGAUUUUGCGAUCAGUUGGUCAAAGGUCAAGGUCACUGACCUUGAGGUGAAGAACCGGUUUCUGCUCAAUAACUCAAGAACGUUUACACCCAGGAACUUCAUACUUGGUAUGCCAGUUAGUCAUGACUAGUUGAUGGCCCCUAUUGAUUUUGGGAUCCAUCAUUGAUUAUUUCUCACCUACGACCACACAAUGGGGGAGACAUGCGCUUUUUCAAAAAAGCAAUCUCUAGUUUCAUUUUAUGUUACUUAUGUAAAGUAAUUCGAUUAUAAUAAUAAAAAAUAAUAAAUAAAAUAAUGUACAAUGUAAGUUGAUAUUUUAUUUUUUGUUAUCAAACCAAUUUUCAAUGAGCGUGACACAGUUGUCACAUAUUCUUGCAAAUUAAUUUAGUAUUGGUAGAUUGGUGGAAUGGUGGGCAUAAACACUUGAGAACGGUUUGACUUAGGACCAGUGGUAGGCUGCAAUUGACCCUUAGAGUGUCAGUAGGUCUAAAGUCAGGGUCAUGGUCAGCAGUUUUACAAAACUUGGGCUAUGUAUACAAAACCUAUCUAUGACUCUGCAACUCUACUAGAAGGUUGCACUUGACAAGUAGAUCUCCCCAUUUUAUGGCUCAGUACGUCAAAGGUCACAGUCCGGUCUUAUUAACAAUUUGUCUUCAACAAUAACUUAAGAUCUAAGAUGUAAGAAAAUGAAACUUAUGGGGAAGGUUGACCUUGACCAGUAGAUGACCAUAUUAGUUUUGGGGGUCAGUAGGAGGUCAAGGUCAACAGUAUAUGUCCCCUAUUGUAUUUUUGUCAGUAGGUCAACAGUCUUUUAAACACUUACUUUGCACAACUACUUAAUCUGGUUUGACCUAGGACCAUGCUAUUUUGCAACUCCAUUGGUAGGUAUCCCUUGACCAGUAUAUGACCCCUACAGUAUUUUGGGGGUCAAUAGGUUAAUGAUCAAGGUCACAGCCAA